AUGGAGUCCACCGACCCAACCACCCGCCGCUUUCGCGGCAGCGCCAAAAUCUCCGAAUACGAAGUCAUGAAAGAGAAGCUCGGCGAGGGAACAUUCGGCGUCGUCUCCAAAGCGCGAUCAAAACGAACCAGCAAGAUCUUCGCGCUGAAAAAGAUUCUCAUGCACAAUGAGAAGGAAGGGUUCCCCAUCACGGCGUUGAGGGAGGUGAAGUUGCUGAAGAUGUUGAGCCAUCCGAAUAUUCUACGGCUGGAGGAGAUGGCUGUGGAGAGGAUGGCGGCGGACGAGAAGGGGAGUAAAGGAAGGAAGAAGGCGACGUUGUAUAUGGUUACGCCGUAUAUGGAUCAUGAUCUGAGUGGCAUGUUGACGAAUCCGGAUAUCAACUUCAGUAUGGGACAGAUCAAGUGUUAUAUGCUGCAGUUGUUGGAGGGGUUGAGGUAUUUGCAUGAUUCACACAUUCUUCAUCGAGAUAUGAAGGCGGCGAAUAUCCUCAUCUCAAAUACGGGUAUACUUCAGAUUGCUGAUUUUGGUCUCGCACGACAUUACGAUGGAGAGACACCACAACCAGGACGAGGGAAUGGCCACGCAGUCCGCGACUACACAAGUUUAGUCGUCACCCGCUGGUAUCGACCUCCGGAGUUGCUCCUCACACUCAAACGCUACACACCUGCUAUCGAUCUCUGGGGUGUUGGCUGCGUGUUUGGCGAAAUGUUCGAAACAAAACCCAUCCUCGAAGGGCGCACAGACGUCGAUCAGUGCGUCAGAAUAUUCAAACUUGUCGGAUCACCCGAUGAACAGAGUAUGCCCGGCUGGUCUGACCUUCCGGGGUGUGAAGGCCACAAAGAUUGGCCACCAGGAAAGGGUGAUAUUGAUGAGCGUUUUGGCCGGAGAAUGGGAGCUGAAGGACUGGAUUUGCUGAAGAAACUCCUCUGCCUGGAUUGGAGAACACGAAUCAACGCAGUUGACGCUUUACAACACAACUUCUUCAAAGUCGCACCACUACCGAUGCGAGCAGAAGACAUUCCACGAUACGAAGACAGCCACGAGCUCGACUCCCGCCGCCGAGGUAAUCAGGAGAAGAACCGUGCCCUACCACCCGCUCCAGCGGGCGGCACAGUCGGUAUGGGACCCGAUGAAUGGAAUGGCAAUGGUCCGAUGAACGGCAAUUACCAAGGCGGUGGAGGCAGAGGAAACUAUGAGUACGACCGCCAAGCACGAGGUCCACCUGGAGGAGGACGCGAUCGGGGCCCGCCACCUGGGAGAGGACCUCCACCAAGAGGCUACGAUGAUCGACCUCGAGGCGGCGAUCGGGAGAGGGGGAGGGGGAGUUAUGAGAGAGAAGAGAGGGGUUUGGGUGGGAGGAGUCGGAGUCCGGAUCGGAUGAGGGAGAGGGAUCGAGAGAGGGAGAGGGAGAGGGGCAUGGAGCCGAGAGAGAGUCGGGAUCGGAGGGAGAGGUUGCAGGAGAGGGAGAGGGAGAUGUAUAGGCGAUGA
Molecule: messenger RNA, 1488 nt
Organism: Zymoseptoria tritici IPO323
Lineage: Eukaryota; Fungi; Ascomycota; Dothideomycetes; Mycosphaerellales; Mycosphaerellaceae
Gene: BUR1
Product: serine/threonine protein kinase, CMGC family, CDC2/CDK subfamily
Exons: 3
Coding region: 1-1488 (495 amino acids)
Biological process (GO): protein phosphorylation
Cellular component (GO): nucleus
Molecular function (GO): cyclin-dependent protein serine/threonine kinase activity; ATP binding
Source: RefSeq, a predicted model, not a curated record